GUGCAGCUAAAACGAACAGGCCAUAUGUAUGUGACAUGAGACCUGUCCACGCCUAUAUACAGAGAUUAUAAUUAUUUGAUUUGUCUUUAUAAAAACACGUGAUUGAAUUAUUUUCCGUUUAGAUUGGAAACGUGUAUACUACCAAUAUACGAGACAAAGAAGAAAACUAGAAAAAAUAAUAUUCGAAAUGGACAUAAUAAUUGAUACGAGAGGUAAUUCCGGACUAACAAACAAAGACCGAUUAAUAGACAGUGAUGAUGAUGACGAUGUGGAAAUUAAAACCACCGAUCUAACAAGGAUAUAUGAUAUGGAUUUUCUGGGCACUAAGAGAAAAGAACUAAAAAGAAACAAAAUUAUUUCUAGUAAAGACUUUGAUCUUGAAAAAUUUGAAACUGAUAUGGGUUGGAAAUUUACAAAAGAAACUUUUAAACUAACGGAAGAAUUAACAGAUGUAACAAAAGAGGUCAAUCCAUUGGACAGGAUUUUAGAAAAGAGUGUUAUCAAAUCUGAUUUUGAACAGUUGCAUGUAGUACCUCCUUAUGAGUUUAGUAAACAUCAAUUGGAAUUACAGAAACAACGUGAGAAACGAAAGAUGGGAACUGGCUCGGGAUGGUUUAAUAUGCGUGCACCUCAAAUAACACCAGAGAUUAGACAUGAUCUUGAAGUACUGAGAAUGAGAUCAGUGUUAAACCCAAAACACUUCUACAAGAAGAAUGACAUGAAAUCAUUACCAAAACACUUUCAAAUUGGCAAAGUCAUUGAUUCUCCAAUGGAUUUCUAUUCUUCACGUCUUGUAAAGAAGGAACGCAAGAGGACAAUCGUUGAUGAACUCAUAGCAAAUGCAGAAUUCACAAAAUACAACAAGCGUAAAUAUAAGGAGAUUAUUGAAGAAAAACAAAAAACGCAUUAUAAAGCGCACAAACAUGCGAGAAGACUUAAAGGGAAAAAGAAGAAAUAAUAUAUUUACAGAAUUAUUUAAAAUAUUUCUUUUUUGUUCUUCAGUAUAAAAAAUG
Molecule: messenger RNA, 1013 nt
Organism: Monomorium pharaonis (pharaoh ant)
Lineage: Eukaryota; Metazoa; Arthropoda; Insecta; Hymenoptera; Formicidae
Product: deoxynucleotidyltransferase terminal-interacting protein 2
Exons: 2
Coding region: 188-958 (256 amino acids)
Biological process (GO): RNA processing
Cellular component (GO): nucleolus
Molecular function (GO): RNA binding
Source: RefSeq, a predicted model, not a curated record